UGCGUCACCAACUCGGCGCUAGGCCACCCGCGGCCGUAACUAGAAGUCGAAACAAAACAAGCAGCGGAGGCUGCGGUGCCGGGACGGGGGAGGGGCGCGCCGGAACCGGAACCGACCUGACGCCGGAACCGGAACCGAGAGCGGGUUGCCAAGGCCCGAAGAGGGCUGGCGGCGGCGGCCUCGCUCGGCUGUCGGUUCCUUGCUGGAGAAUUUGGCCACAAAGAGUUGCCAAGAUAGCUGGGCCAGGAAGAAAGCGCCGUAGUCCUGACCCAGACGCCGUUGCCGACCCCGGGGCACUCUGGCUGUCGACCAAACGGCUCAAGAUGUCUGGUGGGACCAGUGCCACGGGCCCAAGGAGAGGGCACCCAGGACUGGAGGAGGCCACCAGUAAGAAGAAGCAGAAAGAUCGAGCAAACCAGGAGAGCAAGGAUGGAGAUCCUAGGAGAUGUGGGUCAGUAGCCGCUCCUCGGGAGGAGCAGACCAAAGAGGAGUUGUUACUUGAUUGGAGGCAGAGUGCAGAUGAGGUGAUUGUCAAGCUGCGUGUGGGAGCAGGUCCCCUGAGGCUGGAGGAGGUGGAGACUACUUUCACGGACACAGACUGUGCGGUGUGGUUUCCAGGUGGUCGGCAGUGGGGUGGUGUUUUCUACGCUGAGAUAGAAAGUUCUUGCACCAAAAUACAGACUCGCAAAGGGGGCUUUCUGCAGCUGGCACUGCGCAAGAAGGUGCCUCUGCUCACAUGGCCCUCUCUCCUGAAGAAACCUCUAGGGAAGCAGGAGUUGGUGUCAGGGCUGCAGUGCCAGGAGAAUGGGCAGGAGCCAUCUCCCAUUGCCCUGGAGCCAGGCCCGGAGCCCCGCCGGGCUAAGCAGGAGGCCCGGAACCAGAAGCGGGCCCAGGGUCGUGGUGAGGUAGGCGCGGGGGCUGGCCCCGGGGCCCAGGCAGGGCCCAGCGCCAAGAGGGCUGUGCAUCUCCGCAGAGGGCCAGAGGGGGAAGGGUCCAGAGAUGGCCCUGGACCCCAGGGCGAUGCCCCUUCCUUCCUGGCUGAGCCGGUCACCCAGGCUGAGGCUGAGGAACAGCUCCGGGUACCGCCGCUGAACCCCCAGACCUGCCUCCUGGGCUCAGAGGAGAAUCUAGCACUUUUGGCAGGAGAGAAGGCAGUGUCCCCCAGGAAUGACCCAGUCUCCCCAGCCAUGACCCGGAGCAGAGACCCUGAGAAAGGUGAUCGUUCCAAAGAGGAGAUGGCAGUGGCAGCAGAUGCUGCAACCCUGGUGGAUGGUAAAGAGCCUGAGUCCAUGGUGAACCUGGCAUUUGUCAAGAAUGACUCAUAUGAGAAAGGGCCAGACUCAGUGGUGGUGCACGUGUACGUGAAGGAAAUCUGCAGAGACACCUCUCGGGUGCUCUUCCGUGAGCAGGACUUCACACUGAUCUUCCAGACCAGGGAUGGAAACUUCCUGAGACUGCACGCCGGCUGUGGGCCCCACACCAUCUUCCGUUGGCAGGUGAAGCUCAGGAACCUGAUCGAGCCAGAGCAGUGCACCUUCUGUUUCACGGCCUCUCGCAUCGACAUCUGCCUCCGGAAGCGGCAGAGUCAGCGCUGGGGGGGCCUGGAGGCCCCAGCUGCACGAGGUGCAGUGGGUGGUGCAAAGGUUGCCGUGCCGACAGGCCCAACCCCUCUGGAUCCAACCCCACCGGGAGGUGCCCCGCACCCCCUGACAGGCCAGGAGGAAGCCCGGGCUGUGGAGAAGGAGAAACCCAAGGCUCGAUCUGAGGACACGGGGCUGGAUGGUGUGGCAGCCCGUACCCCCAUGGAGCAUGUAGCCCCAAAGCCAGAGCCACACCUGGCCUCGCCCAAGCCCACAUGCAUGGUGCCUCCAAUGCCCCACAGUCCCGUGAGUGGAGACAGUGUGGAGGAGGAGGAGGAGGAAGAGAAGAAGGUGUGUCUUCCGGGCUUCACUGGCCUCGUCAAUCUAGGCAACACCUGCUUCAUGAACAGUGUCAUUCAGUCUCUGUCCAACACUCGGGAGCUGCGGGACUUCUUCCAUGACCGCUCCUUUGAGGCCGAGAUCAACUAUAACAACCCACUGGGGACAGGUGGGCGUCUGGCCAUCGGCUUUGCUGUGCUGCUCCGGGCGCUGUGGAAGGGCACCCACCAUGCCUUCCAGCCUUCCAAGUUAAAGGCCAUUGUGGCAAGCAAGGCCAGCCAGUUCACGGGCUAUGCACAGCACGAUGCCCAGGAGUUCAUGGCUUUCCUGCUCGAUGGACUGCAUGAGGACCUGAACCGCAUUCAGAACAAGCCCUACACGGAGACUGUGGACUCAGAUGGCCGGCCUGAUGAGGUGGUGGCGGAGGAAGCAUGGCAGCGGCACAAGAUGAGAAAUGACUCCUUCAUCGUGGACCUGUUUCAGGGCCAGUACAAGUCAAAGCUGGUGUGCCCAGUGUGCGCCAAGGUCUCCAUCACUUUCGACCCAUUCCUUUACCUGCCGGUGCCUUUGCCACAGAAGCAAAAGGUUCUCCCUAUCUUCUAUUUUGCCCGGGAGCCCCACAGCAAGCCCAUCAAGUUCCUGGUGAGCGUCAGCAAGGAGAACUCGAGUGCAAGUGAAGUGUUGGACUCCCUUUCUCAGAGCGUCCACGUGAAGCCUGAAAACUUGCGUCUGGCUGAGGUGAUUAAGAACCGUUUCCAUCGUGUGUUCCUGCCCUCCCACUCACUGGAUACUGUGUCCCCAUCCGACAUGCUCCUCUGCUUUGAGCUCUUAUCCCAAGAGUUAGCUAAGGAGCGGGUGGUGGUGCUAGAGGUGCAACAGCGCCCCCAGGUGCCCAGCAUCCCCAUCUCCAAGUGUGCAGCCUGCCAGCGGAAGCAGCAGUCGGAGGAUGAGAAGCUGAAGCGCUGUACUCGGUGCUACCGCGUGGGCUACUGCAACCAGCUCUGCCAGAAAAACCAUUGGCCUGACCACAAGGGCCUCUGCCGCCCUGAGAACAUUGGCUACCCUUUCCUGGUCAGUGUACCUGCCUCACGCCUCACUUAUGCCCGUCUUGCUCAGUUGCUAGAGGGCUACGCCCGGUAUUCUGUGAGCGUUUUCCAGCCACCUCCCUUCCAGCCUGGCCGCAUGGCCUUGGAGUCCCAGACCCCUGGCUGCACCACAUUACUCUCUACUAGCUCCCUGGAGGCUGGGGACAGUGAGAGGGACCCCAUCCAGCCGCCUGAGCUCCAGUUGGUGACCCCCGUGGCUGAGGGGGACACAGGGGUCCCCCGGGCGUGGGCAGCCCCUGAUCGGGGCCCUGUCCCCAGCACCAGUGGAGUUUCUUCUGAGAUGCUGGCCACUGGGCCCCUUGAAGUUGGCUCCUUGCCUGCUGGUGAGAGGGUGUCCCGGCCUGAAGCUGCUGUGCCUGGGUACCAACACCCAAGUGAAGCCAUGAAUUCUCACACACCCCAGUUCUUUAUCUAUAAAAUUGACGCAUCUAACCGAGAGCAGCGGCUAGAGGACAAAGGAGAUACGCCACUGGAGCUGGGCGAUGACUGCAGCCUGGCUCUCGUCUGGCGGAACAACGAGCGCCUGCCGGAGUUUGUGUUGGUAGCCUCCAAGGAGCUGGAGUGUGCUGAGGAUCCCGGCUCUGCUGGCGAGGCUGCCCGCGCUGGCCACUUCACCCUGGACCAGUGCCUGAACCUCUUUACGCGGCCCGAGGUGCUGGCUCCUGAGGAGGCUUGGUACUGCCCGCAGUGCAAACAACACCGCGAGGCCUCCAAGCAGCUGUUGCUCUGGCGUCUGCCGAACGUGCUCAUUGUGCAGCUCAAGCGCUUCUCCUUCCGCAGUUUCAUCUGGCGCGACAAGAUCAACGACUUGGUGGAGUUCCCUGUUCGGAACCUGGACCUGAGCAAGUUCUGCAUUGGUCAGAAAGAGGAGCAGCUGCCCAGCUACGACCUGUAUGCUGUCAUCAGCCACUAUGGAGGCAUGAUUGGUGGCCACUACACCGCCUGUGCACGCCUGCCCAAUGACCGCAGCAGCCAGCGCAGCGACGUGGGCUGGCGCUUGUUCGAUGACAGCACGGUGACAACAGUAGAUGAGAGCCAGGUCGUGACGCGUUAUGCCUAUGUACUCUUCUAUCGCCGGCGGAACUCUCCUGUGGAGAGGCCCCCCCGGGCAGGUCACUCUGAGCAUCACCCAGACCUAGGCCCUGCAGCUGAGGCUGCUGCCAGCCAGGCUUCCCGGAUUUGGCAGGAGCUGGAGGCCGAGGAGGAGCCAGUACCCGAGGGGCCUGCGCCCCUGGGUCCCUGGGGGCCCCAAGACUGGGUGGGCCCCCCACCACGUGGCCCUACCACACCAGAUGAGGGCUGCCUCCGGGACUAGGCCCUGGCCAGGCCCCCGAGGUGGCCCCCACGCGGACAGCCCCUGAACGCUUCGCCCCCCCUGUGGACCGCCCAGCCCCCACCUACAGCAACAUGGAGGAGGUCGAUUAGCAGGUCCCUGGCUGGUGGGGGGCCUGGGUUUGGGGAUUCCCCACAGAGGGCCAGCUCUUUGCCGCUUCUCCUUCUCUAACCCAGAGGACACUGGCUUCAGUGGGGAAUUGGGGGGUGUGAUUUGAGGGUGGGUACCUCACAGGUUGGGACUUCUUGACAGCUGGAACCCCUAACCAGUGGGCCUUGGCUUCUCCAGCCAUCCUCAGUGCUGCGUGUUUUGAUUCUCAGUUGUACCUUCAAUUCUUUCUGACUCGCAUUAUAAACGUUAUAAUUUUAUUAUAAAAAUUGUAAUUUUUUUUUUUUUUUUUGCAUUUUGGAAGUGAUUGCUGCUGUUUAA
Pteropus alecto (black flying fox) is the source of this 4787-nucleotide messenger RNA. RefSeq names its product ubiquitin specific peptidase 19 (gene USP19). Gene Ontology annotation, biological process: protein deubiquitination. The transcript has 28 exons. NCBI's taxonomy places the organism in Eukaryota, Metazoa, Chordata, Mammalia, Chiroptera, Pteropodidae. Bases 324 to 4340 code for a protein of 1338 amino acids. Gene Ontology annotation, molecular function: cysteine-type deubiquitinase activity. The record is from RefSeq and is a predicted model, not a curated record.